AUGUCAGAGCAGGACAUAGAUUAUCAAUUCUAUCCCACCCAGAAUUUCGCUCUCUCUUUACAAACAGACUCAGCGUUACAUGAUCAGCUCGAAGAAGACAAUGCGAGAGAAUGGCAACCAUCCAUAUCUCUACAAUAUCAUUUUGAUGAAGCCAAUAACGUUUAUGAGGAGAAUCAAGAGCCUGACUUUAUAUAUAACUCAGAACCUGUAGACUUAGCUUUCCAUUUGGACGCCACCGCUCCUGAAGAAUCUCAAACCUUUCAAUAUAGUUCUAGUGCAGAAGAUGGUUUUGGACAGUCUUGCUCAAAUAUUCCUCUCAUAGGAGAAGAUAAUCAAACUUAUUACGAAGUUAUAACUAAAGCUCAUUGUAUCGAUUGUGAUAAACUAGUAGAUAUCAAAAAAGACACACAUAAUGAAUCAAAUUGUUGCCUCAAAAAGAAAUUCGGGUGUUCCACAUGUGGACAACGGUUUAAUUCGCCUCAUAACUUAGCUGUGCACGAAAUCGUCGAUCAUUUGCGUUUGGAAAAAUUUGUUGCGGGUCAGGAUUGUCGCUUCUGUGAUGGUCCAAACAAAAAGAAAAAAAGCUUUCAAAGAUUCCAUUCCUACAUAGCUCAUAUUAAAACUCAUAUUAGGUCUGAUGUCUUCCAAUGUACUUAUUGUAAUGAGGAGUUCAAUUUCCCUGAAUUGUUCCAAAGACACAAACGGCUACAUCACGCCACCAAGCGAGAAAGAGAAAGAAGAGGAUUUUCUAACGAGGUUGGAUUUUGUCCGAAGUGCAAUAAGUUGUUAGAAAUGGAAAAAGUGGAUUCUCAUCGUCUUGUACAUUCAUUACACACGAAAAUAGAUAGGAAAAGAACAGCGAAGGUGAAAGAGGAAACUGAAACUGAGCUGAAAAAGAAAAAGCUUGCUUACACUUGUACAGAAUGCUCCAAGUCUUUUCGACGUCCUGCCGAACUGAAGCGACAUAAAGCAGUCCACGAAAAAAUCGCUUGUUGGUCUUGUAGUAUCUGCGAGAAAAAGUUCGCUCACAAAUCGGGAUUGCUUAGUCAUCGGAAGAAAGUCCAUUCAGAUUCGGCUACCACCAAAGCGCAUGUCUGCAAAAUAUGUGAUCAGACUUUCACCAAGCCAUUCAAUUUGGAGCGUCAUGUGAAACGAAUACAUCCAUUAGAAAGUAAUCGAGUCUUGUUUGACUGUGCAUCUUGUCCUUGUCAGUUCUCGAAUCAAGCUUCUCUUAGGAGGCAUGCUGCUAAAGCUCAUGGAACGAAAUCUUCUACAUCACUUUCUUGUGAUAUGUGCUCUCUUGUAUUCAGUAAGAAAUCUGCUUUGAUAAGACAUAAGAGUGUUCAUGUUGUUAAUGAGGAAGACAAACCUUUCAAAUGUAAUCGUUGCUCACGGAGAUUCAAAUUGAGAUCUUCAUUAAAGCUUCAUCUUGAUUUGCAUGCUCGAAAAGAUAUAGACGAUCCUGUUCUAACUGAUCCAAAAUGUACCAUCUGUUUACGCCAUUUUUCUUCCGAGGCCAACUUAAGAAAGCAUAUGUUGGUUCAUGAAAGCAGCUAUGAGUGUCGGGAUUGUGGCUUACAUUUCGCGACUAUCCACAAGCUCGAUCGACAUAGAUGUACUCGUGUUCCAAGCGACGCCGACGUGAUAAGUGUUAUGGAUCUAUCCGGGAAUAAUGCUGUGACCAAGCGAACGACAAACAGUGUCAAUUUAAAGAAACCUUAUGAAUGCAAGCAGUGCUCAGCUUCUUUCUAUUCCUUCAAAGCUCAUAAAGAACAUAAAGCUUGGCAUCAGGGCUUGAAGCCUCACAUUUGCUGGACUUGUUACAAAUCUUUCAGGACGAUAGAGCUACUCCGUAGUCAUCGUGAAAUUCAUACUCGAAUACCGAUCGACUGUGAGUUUUGUCCGAUGGUCCUUUCUGGAAGAGUGCAUUAUGGAAAUCAUAUCAGAAUUUGUCAUCGAAACCAUCAGCAACAUCAUAUUGAGAGUUCGACUAGCUUCCCUGAACCAGAUAGAGCGUUAACUAAUUAUUCUGCACUCUCCUACCCCGUCUCGGAAUUCACUGGUCGCGAGUUGGCGGAAGGUCUCUUCAUCAACAGAGCCCAGUCGGUUGAUCCAAGUCAUCAUGCGGCUUCUUAUAAUUUGAAUAUCGAUGUUGCACUGCCAGAACCAAUUGAUGAUGCACCCGGAGAAGUCAUCGAAGAAACCACAAACGAUAGGGCCACUCGUUGUCCCGUUUGCUAUCAUUUGUAUGACUCCAUCGCACAGUUGACAACUCAUCUUCACAACACUGCGACGGAAAGCCAACAUUCUGCAACUGUCAUUAACUGUCCUUUGUGCCAAUGCAAUCUCCAUGGAUCAGCAGAAGCUGCUGAACACUUACGAGACUCUCAUCCUUAUGUAAGAUCUCCUAUUGAUGAAAUCCAGCCUGUCACUUUCUCGUCUUUCUUGCCUGAGUUGAAACCCAGCAUCAAUCAAGUCGUUGAUAGGAGGACGGAUGUCAAGAAGUAUGCUUGUACGCAAUGUAGGUUUUCAUUCACACGUAGAUCUGAUCUGGAACGGCAUAUUCGGACCCAUACAGGGGAAAGACCAUUCAAAUGUGAUGUUUGUGACAAAUCGUUUACCGUAAAGAGUACCUUGAAAGUUCAUAAGAAGGUUCACGAGAAAGUUGCUCCUCAAGAGCAAUGUGCCAUCUGCAAAGAGAACUUCUUUACCAAAAACGCCCUGACUCUUCAUCUGAGAAUCCACUCAGGCGAGAAACCUUUGCAAUGUCACUUCUGUGAGGAAACAUUCAGAACAAGUAGUCUCCGACAGUCGCAUGAGGCAUCUUGUCAUGAGCAGUCGAAGAGGCCAAGGAAAAAUUUCGUUACUACCACCACCAUCAAAACACCUCAAAUACUUCCACGUGUACCUACAGCGGAGCUCAUCGUCAUUCCACCUCCAAGGCCUACAAAAUCCGAUAACAUAGUCAUCGCCGCUCCAGUAUCCGAGGAAGAUGACUCGAAGCCUAAUCUCUAUCCCGUUAAGAGUUAUCCUGUCAAUGUUGUCAAGAAGAGUUUGGUGGAAACUAUGGCUCAGUUCUCGAAAGUGGGAUCAGCACCUCUGCAAGCAACCAAAGAAAGCGCCUUCGAGCCAACACCUCAUGACCUUCUCGAUCAGUUCGAGGAACCUAAUUUCACCAUUUUCAUUACGGCUAAGCGUUUGUCUGAAACAGAAUACUUAGUGAAGUUUUCCCGUGAGCCACAGGCUAUCAGAGAUGGAAUCGAUACUACUGCUUCCAUCUUACUUUCGAAUUUGGUAGAUCUUGCUGAUCAGAACUACAGCAUGCGCAUUGAGCUCAUGGAUAACCAACAGCUGAACAUUCAACCAAAAAGUACCCUACAGGCUCUCCAAGGAUUCCAAGAACCAAUUGUCUUCCAUGCUCAUCCGUAUAAUCAGUUCGAUGAUUGUUGUGUUGCAUUACUGCCUCCUAAGCCUGUUGACUUCUGCAGACGGUGUGAUGUAUGUGAAAUAGACUUGCCUACCCAAACUCUCAGCGAUCAUCACUUCGCUUCUGAAGAUCAUGAAGUAGCUCAUACCGCAAGGACUGUGGAUCCCUUAGCUGCUAUGGAACAGCCGCAGCAAGUUAAUCCCACCCUACCUUUCGCCAAUCCACGGGUUGACAUGACCGCCUACACAUGCAAAUUGUGUGGAAGGGAGUUCCUGGAUUUAGAUCCUCUUGUUGCACAUAUCAAAAGAGAGCACGAACGAGAACAUCCCCACACGUUCGGAGCCUCUCGACUCGCAGUUCGUACUGCUCCUCCUUUAGAAGGAGGACGGUAUGAUAGCAGUCGCUAA
Messenger RNA from Auanema sp. JU1783, 3834 nucleotides. The record is from the annotation of a GenBank genome assembly. Lineage: Eukaryota; Metazoa; Nematoda; Chromadorea; Rhabditida; Rhabditidae.